Messenger RNA from Gadus chalcogrammus (walleye pollock), 2399 nucleotides. RefSeq lists its product as uncharacterized. The coding region runs from base 554 to 2374 and encodes 606 amino acids. The transcript has 9 exons. NCBI's taxonomy places the organism in Eukaryota, Metazoa, Chordata, Actinopteri, Gadiformes, Gadidae. The record is from RefSeq and is a predicted model, not a curated record.
UGGAUGAUGCGCCCGGUACAAAUUUGGCAGCCGGUACAAAUUUAGUGUGACAGUGCCCGCGUUGCCCGGGCUGCUGUCACGGGCCCGCAGUUCCAGGGCCAUUCAUUCAUUCACGGGGCACGCGGGAGACGCGGGAGUGCCGUGGCCGCGUUGCCCACGGUUCCCGGGCCAUUCAUUCAUUCGUUCGCGGGGCACGGCGGGAGUCGGGGGAGACGCGGGAACGCCGUGGCCACGGUGUUCCAGCAGAGUUCGGUCUCAUAGUGUCUAUUGCCCCUUUUCCAUCCUCUUUGUAAUGAAAAUUAAGCUUCAACAUUUUUCACAGUCGUUUAGACAACGCCUGUUUGUGAUUUAUUAUGGUAGCAUUAUGGAACUUGGUCCUCAUCAUCUUCUAUUUUGUGUUCUGCAGCUUCAACUUUUCUGCCAUUGCCUCCUCUGCUGGGUUUGAUUGAUCAAAACAAAAAUGAAUAGAAAGACUCUGCCUGUCUCCUCAAACGCCUUAAGACGAAGGGCACGUGUUGACGUCUGAAAAAGGCUUCUUGACAUUAGGACAGACAUGACUGACAUGGACAUGACGGCAAUGACGGCAGAUUACAGAGUUCUCUCUGAGGACACUGCUCCUACCUCUUCAGCUGCAGAUGCAGAUGCAUUUGAUUCACUUGAAGAUUUAAGUGAAGAGGACAUGGAUUUUGAUGAUGGGGAUGGGACAACAUGUUCAGAUUCUGAACCUGAUGUCCCAUCCCCAUCCCUUUCCGAUAACAUUGCCAACUGGGCAGUGAGAUUUGGCAUUUCAAUGGUUGCCCUGACUGCGCUGUUGAGCAUACUCAACAUAACCCAUCCCAAUCUGCCCAAGGAUGGUAGGACCCUUCUCAAAACAAAAGUCCACUAUGAUAGUCAAGAGAAGGCUGGGGGGAACUACCAUCACUUUGGGAUCCUUUCCUCCUUAAGGAACACUUUAAAUAAACACGUCAAAAUACUGACAGAGGGCAUGACAUUGGGGCUGCAGAUUAAUGUAGAUGGUCUGCCUUUAUUUAAAAGUUCCACUUUACAGCUGUGGCCAAUCCUUGGAUUGCUAGUUACCGUCCCUAUGAAGGAACCAGUGGUGAUUGGGGCGUACUGUGGACCUAAAAAACCAAGUUCGGCCACAGAUUUUGUGACUGAAUUAAAGGAGCUCGAGGCUGGGUUUUGCUUUGGUGAUAAGAACCUCACAAUUGAGCUUCACACAGUAGUGUGUGACACCCCUGCACGGGCCUUUGUGAAAAAAACAAAGGCCCAUAAUGCUUACCAUGGGUGCGAUAAGUGCCAACACCCAGGGAAGUACCAGAAUCACCGCAUGUCGUUCCCUGGACCAGAGCACCCCCUUAGAACGGACAUGUCAUUCAACUUAAAGCUCGAUGAAAUUCACCACCAUGAGGGACCUCAUCCAUUUCAGGGUAUCAAGAUAGGCAUGGUAACACAGUUUCCAUUAGAUUACAUGCAUUUAGUCUGUUUGGGCGUUGUUAAAAAAAUGCUCCAGUUCUGGCUCCGGGGUCCUUUAACUGUGAGAAUGCCUGCACUGAUAGUUGACAGGAUGUCACAUGAACUCCAGUCUGUCAGGCCGAAUGUUCGAGUUGAGUUUGCCAGGAGACCACGGAUGAGUUUUCAUCUCAUUAAGUUCGCCAACGGGGACAUUGCUGUGGUCCCGGAAAAUUGGUGUGAUGACGGGAUGGUGUACUGGCCAAAAUAUAAAAACACCGAACGUGCCAAAAGGGCAGCGGCCAACAGUGAGACACCAGAGUCAAACUGGCCAAAAUAUGACAUCAUGGUCAUCAGAACUUGUGACAACUACAAAGAUGCCUGUAGGCUAAUGGAGAAGUACCAGACGGGCUGCAACACCACUGAUCUUCAGUCUGAGGCAGAGGAGGAGUGUGGGCCGCCAGAUAAACGACAAAGGAAGGCAGUGCAUCACUUUGGGGACUCUGAUGAGAGUGAAGAUGGUGGCCAAUUGCACUGGCAGACUCCAACAUCUCGCCGAGGGCCAGGCAGCAGCAGCAGAGUCUCUCCUCGACUUGAGGAAAACUGUCUAGCACCUCACCAUGGGGCAGGACCGCAACAACCGUUGCCAAAACAAUUCCGGAGAGUUACUCAAGGAACGGCAGUCCCUCCUCUUCUCCCUCUUCUCCCUCCACCCCCUCCACCCCCGACAUCAACCCUGAGCCUGCGGCCAACAGAGGAGCCUUCUUCAAUCCCCGCCAUCGGACCAACAUGGCGAGGGGGAAGAAUGAAUGAGUCCAUUCCCUGCUCUGUGGCUGAAGUCCACAUCCUGAACCUGCUGGAGACGAUUAAACAGCAGCAAGACCAGCUCGUGCAAAGGUCAACUACCUCUGCAGCAGGAUGAACAGCACCCCGGGGCCAGAAGUUGA